CUGAUUUCUGCACGCGCCAGCAGGAGUCUCUUGUUCCCAUAGUAACAAGUCUUCAUUCAGACCCGUACCGAGACGGAGUUGGUUUUUGCUCACUUCUUUGAUCCCUUAAAAAAGGAGAUUUGUUGCUUUUUUCCGCGACCCACGGUGUUUUUGUAUCAAGUUGAAUGCAACUGGGGAGUCAACGCGCGGUUAUAUUUGACUUAAUGUAUGCAAAUAGUGAGAAAAGCAGCGUUCAGCUCGUCGUGUAGCCCAGAGACUGUAGCCUCGGCUCUGCUGUGUUCCAGGGUCCGGAAGUUCUCAGGCAAAAAAGGGAGAAAGGCAUGAAAAAAAGGAGCUGGAAGACACUUUGGUCCGACUUUCUCCGAGCGCAUUGAAACAGUGUUGCCGCUUCUCGCUGCGUUUUCAGAAAGAGCGUCUUUCUUUGGUUCUGUAUUGAAACACUGUGUGCUUUAAUUCAUCGAUGGGUCUACCGACGCUGGAGUUCAGUGAUUCUUUCCUGGACAGUCCGGAGUUCAGAGAGAGACUGCAGUGCCAUGAGAUAGAGCUGGAGCGCACCAACAGGUUUAUAAAAGACCUUAUCAAAGAUGGAAACAUGCUCGUUUCUGCCCUCAAAAGCCUUUCCCUUGCCGUUCAGCGGUUCUCCCAGUCCCUGCAGGAGUUCCAGUUUGAAUGUAUCGGAGAUGCUGAAACCGAUGAUGAGAUCAAUAUAGCUCAGUCCUUGAAGGAGUUCUCUCAGCUGUUGAGCACCAUGGAGGAGGAGAGGAAACGACUGAUCCAGAACGCUGACGACGUGUUGAUCUCACCACUUGAGAGGUUUCGUAAAGAGCAGAUUGGAGCUGUGAAGGAGGGGAAGAAACAGUUUGACAAGGAGACAGAGAGAUAUUACUCUGUUCUGGAGAAACACCUCAGCCUGUCCUCCAAAAAGAAGGAAUCGCAGCUCAUUGAGGCUGAUUCACAGAUGAGCAAGGACAGGCAGGUUUUUUAUGAUGCAUCUCUGCAGUAUGUCUUCAAGAUCCAAGAAGUGCAGGAGAGAAAGAAGUUUGAAUUUGUGGAGCCGUUAUUAGCCUUCCUGCAGGGUUUGUUUACAUUCUACUACCAUGAGGGUUACGAGCUGGCCAGGAGUUUGGAUCCCUACAGCAGACUUCAGUUCAACCUACAGAAUGCUCGCAAUAACUUUGAAAGUACACGUGCGGAGGUUGAGCGGCUGAUGAAGAGGAUCCGCUCUGCAGAAGAAGACUUCAAAGCCCCCAGCUGCUUCACCAUGGAGGGUUAUCUGUACAUACAGGAGAAACGUCCACUGGGUAGUGUGUGGACCAGAUACUACUGCACCUAUGAAAAAAGCUCAAAGAUGUUCAGCAUGAGCAACACUGAGGCCAGACCAGCCAGCAGACAGAACGGUGUGGUGACUGUCCCACCUGAGGUGUUCAGACUGCGCUCCUGUGUCAGAAGGAAGACUGAUUCCAUCGACAAACGUUUCUGCUUCGACCUCGAGGUGGUAGAGAGGCACAGCGUCAUUACCUUGCAAGCACUCUCUGAAGCAAAUAGGCGGCUGUGGAUGGAGGCAAUGGACGGGAAAGAGCCUAUUUACACUCUGCCAUCACUGCUCAGUAAAAAGGAGGAGACUUUUCUGAACGAGGCAGGCCUCAACUUUGUGAAGAAGUGCAUUGAGUUGGUUGAAACAAGAGGCAUUACCACCCUGGGUCUGUACAGGACUGGGGGCGUCAACUCCAAAGUGCAGCGCUUGAUGACAAGUGUGUUUGCAUCCACAGCUCCUGCUGACUUGCAGCUGGAUGGAGACGCCUGGGACAACAAGACCAUCACUAGUGGCCUCAAGAAUUAUUUCAGGUGUCUGGCAGAACCAGUGCUGACCUACAGACUGCAUAAAGAAUUCAUCAAGGCUGCAAAGUAUGAUGAUCAGAAGUACAGAGUGAGAGCAAUCCAUGCACUUGUGCACAAACUGCCAGAGAAAAACAAAGUGAUGUUAGAUCUGUUAACCAACCACCUCUUCAAGGUGUCCUCCCACUGUGACCAGAACAUGAUGACUGUUUCCAAUCUUGGGAUGAUCUUUGGUCCCACUUUGAUGAGGUCACAGGAGGAGACAGUUGCUGCCAUGAUGAACAUCAAGUUUCAGAACAUUGUGGUGGAGAUUAUCAUUGAAAACCAUGACAAGAUUUUUGGUGAGGCCCCAGACCUGUCAGUGCCGUUGCCUCAGGCUCCACCCUCACGGUCCACUCCUCGGAGAAGCAAAGCUAUUUGUCUGUCAUCUGGAAAGAGGAAGGCCCGCCUCUACCCUCCUACCCUCUGCCUGGCAGACAACGACAGUGACACAUUUAGCAGCAGCCCCAGCACGACUCCGAUGGGCAGCCAGGAGUCUCUGUCCUCUCACUCCUCUGAAAAGAACGGCCUGUCUCAAACCUCUCCUCCAUCCUCCCCUCCUGCCAAUGCUGACUCAUCCUCCACGCCUCAGCUGACUCCUCCAGCUUCUUCUCCCUGUCCCCCAUCUAAUAUCUCUUUGAACGGGAAGGAUCAGAAACAGCUGACAGACAGCGGCGCCUCCCCUUGCCUCACACCUGCCUCUUCCCGGACCUCCUCCCAGCUAAAUCCUACCCAGCAAACUUCCUCUGUGUCCUCCUCCUUGUCCUCUUUACUCUCCGAAGACAGGACUCUGUCUGACAAAGGAAACUCAACAGCCUCCUUGUCAUCUGUAAAGGGAUCAAGAUGUCCCUCCAUAGCCUCUUCUUCUACCACUUCCAUCCAGCUCUCCUCUGUGGAGCGCGCCUCCUCUCUCAGGGAGGGACGACCUGUGCAGAGAGUGUCGUCCGUCUCCUCUUUGAAGAGCACUAAUUCUGUGGAUCAAGGAAAUGCCUCCUCCACUCUCACAGAAACAAAAGUGACAGAUUUGACCUCUCCUCCGCGACAGCUCAGAAAAACUUACAGGACCGCCUCCACUUCCUCUUCCUCCUCCUCUUCAUUAUUUCCCUACCGGCUCUCCACAUCUUCCUCCCUCACCUCCCUGCACAUCUCUGAGGAUUAUAAAAGCUGUCAUGGAUCAGUCCAGAGUCUUAUGUUACUGGACCCUCAAGAUACAACACACUCACGAAGAACAUCACACAUCCGCUGUGGCUCUGAUCUGACCGGGAAACACUCUGCAGCCACCACAUCCAGCAACGGCUACCAGAGGCCUGCAUCAGUAUUAUCAACCGGUCUAUCGCAGCGUGCAAGCUCAGUUUUCUCUUCAGCAUUAGACAUUUGUUCCACUGGACGGGAUGCAAAAGCUCUAUAUUCCUGUGAGGCAGAGCACAGCCAUGAGCUCAGCUUUCCACAGGGGGCGAUGUUUUCAAACGUGUACUCAUCUGUGGAACCAGGUUGGCUUCAGGCAACGUUCAAUGGAAAAACAGGCCUCAUACCUGAAAACUAUAUUGAAUACAUGUGAUGUGAUCACCGCAUCUCUGAGUAUCACCAAGACCCGAGUUAGUUUGGUGCCUUACCGUGCCUACAGCAAUACUCUGUGCUGCUGAUCAAAGACAUAAUAUAUUUAUCAUGGAACUGUGACUGUCAUCACUGAACCACUGGGGCUGAUAAUGAAUGAUGUAUUUACUGUAUGUAUAUCAGACUACUAUAUGUGAACCAUGUUGUGUUUAAUUAACCAGCUUUAACUAAAACUGUUCAAAUCUGAUUUGCUGUCUGACUUUUUUGCUUUAAGUUGUAAGCAGAUGAGAAGUGCCUUCAGAGGACAGUAUUCUUUAAUCAAUAUUGAUAACUUUUUAGUUUGUAAGUGAUCGUGUUUAUUUGAAAUGUCCACACCUCUGUGCCUUAAACAGUAUGAACUGGUUGUCUAUGACUGAAUCCUGCCUCAUCACUUAUAUUGUGCUGUCAGUUUCAUGCUGUCUAAAUAAAAUAUUUUCUUAAGCUUU
This is a messenger RNA of Notolabrus celidotus (New Zealand spotty), 3914 nucleotides long. RefSeq names its product Rho GTPase activating protein 42a (gene arhgap42a). Gene Ontology annotation, biological process: signal transduction. The record is from RefSeq and is a predicted model, not a curated record. Gene Ontology annotation, cellular component: cytoplasm. NCBI's taxonomy places the organism in Eukaryota, Metazoa, Chordata, Actinopteri, Labriformes, Labridae. Gene Ontology annotation, molecular function: protein binding; GTPase activator activity.